AUGGCUCGUCUGGAACAGGUCAUCAUAAGCAUUGUGGAUAUAUUUAUGGAGUAUGCUGAUGAUGAAGGCAAGAAACGCAAGUUAAACAAGGAGGAAUUGAAGAAGUUGUUCGAGAAGGAAAUACAAAGCGAUGAGUUAAAAGGGAAAAUCAAUACAGAUGAUGUUGAGGAAGCCAUGAAGAUGUUGGAUAAGAACCAAGAUGGCGAAGUCAACUUCCGAGAGUUCUGCAGGUGUGUGUCUGCCCUGGCCAGAAGUUACUACCAAAGCAAGAAAGGCAAAGGUGGCAAGAAAGGCAAGGAAGCUGAACCACAGUAAAGAUUACCUACAAACCCUUAAAUUGUUUGUACAAUCAUAAUGUUUUUAAAAAUAUGUUAUACAUCUUGCAUGUAUGCACAGUAAAUGUUAUAUCAAAG
Messenger RNA from Scomber scombrus (Atlantic mackerel), 413 nucleotides. RefSeq names its product protein S100-A6-like. Gene Ontology annotation, molecular function: transition metal ion binding; calcium ion binding. The transcript has 2 exons. Bases 1 to 315 code for a protein of 104 amino acids. The record is from RefSeq and is a predicted model, not a curated record. Lineage: Eukaryota; Metazoa; Chordata; Actinopteri; Scombriformes; Scombridae.